Vicia villosa (hairy vetch) is the source of this 2143-nucleotide messenger RNA. RefSeq lists its product as uncharacterized. The transcript is spliced from 10 exons. The coding region runs from base 118 to 1365 and encodes 415 amino acids. NCBI's taxonomy places the organism in Eukaryota, Viridiplantae, Streptophyta, Magnoliopsida, Fabales, Fabaceae. Gene Ontology annotation, cellular component: cytoplasm. The record is from RefSeq and is a predicted model, not a curated record.
CCCUCCCCUCCAUCUACCCCGAACCAAACACACCCUUAUGCGAGGGUUUAACAAUUUCCCAUUAAAACAGAAAAACAUUUUCCUCUCACUUUUGCAGCGAUUCUCUUCCGGUGAAAAAUGGUGACGAUGAAAUACACGACUCUAACAAACUCCAUCAAAACCCUAAUCCGAUUCCAACUACGUUCUAUCACAACCCUACAUUCCUCCGUUUUCCGUCCUCAACCCACCGCUCAUAACUUCUACUAUGGAAGCUUCUUCAGGUACAUGUCCUCUGCCCCAACCCAUGUUGAUCAAGAAGCUUCUACUGAUAAUCGCGUUCCAGCUACAAUUUUAACGGGUUUUCUUGGCUCUGGAAAGACUACUCUUCUGAAUCAUAUUCUCACUUCCCAACACAGCAAGCGGAUAGCUGUGAUUGAAAAUGAGUUUGGUGAGGUUGAUAUUGAUGGAUCACUGGUUGCUAGUCAUUCUUCUGUGAGCGGUGAAAACAUUAUCAUGGUCAAUAAUGGCUGCCUAUGCUGCACUGUGCGAGGAGAUCUAGUUAAAAUGCUGUUGGAGUUGGUUAGGAAAAAAAGAGACAAAUUUGAUCACAUUGUUAUUGAAACCACAGGUCUUGCGAAACCCGCCCCUGUUAUUGAAACUUUCUUCAGUGAUGAACUAGUUUCUGAAUAUGUUAAACUGGAUGGAGUUGUGACUCUAGUUGACUGCAAGCAUGCUAUGCAACAUUUGAACGAGGUGAAACCAAGAUUUGUAGUCAAUGAGGCAGUUGAACAAGUUGCAUAUGCUGACCGAAUUGUUUUGAACAAGAAAGAUUUGGUUACUGAAUCUGAGUUAAAUAUAUUGACCAAGAAAUUAAAGCACAUCAAUGGAAUGGCACAAAUUAAGCAAGCUAAGUUUGGGUCUGUUGACAUAGACUUUGUUCUGGGUGUGGGAGGAUAUGAUCUUCAGAGAAUUGAAUCUGAGGUAGAUGGAGAAUGCCCCUCUACAGCGAGCCACUCAGAUGAUUGUGGGAAUGGACACAAAGGGCAUCAUCAUCAUCAUCAUCAUCAUCAUCACGAUCACGUGCAUGAUUCUGCUGUCACUAGUGUCAGCAUUGUUGCGGAGGGAACUCUUGAUCGUGAUGAGGUUGAAGAUUGGCUUGAAAGAUUGGUUGAAGAAAAGGGAGAGGACCUAUACAGAAUGAAAGGUGUCCUGUCAGUGGAUGGUUCUGAACAACGAUAUGUGUUUCAGGGGGUGCAUUCCAUGUUGGAUGACAGCCCAGGAAAAACAUGGGAACCCAACGAAAAGAGGAUAAACAAGCUCGUGUUCAUUGGAAGGAAUUUAGACGAAACUGCCCUCAGAAAAGGCUUCAAAGGCUGUCUAGUCUAAUAUUAUCAUCACAUGCUUUGGUUGUGCAUGGCAAAAGUAAUUGAAAUCAGUAUAUUAGAUGGUGAUCAACAGUGUUGUUAUUGAGAAAAAUUGAAAAACAUAAAUUAAACAUUAAAUUGACAUUUGAUAUCCAAGAUAUCCAGUUUACAGAAUCUCUUAAAGGUAAUGUAUUUUUAACCAACAACCAUGUCUGUGCUUGAACCAUUGUCGCGUGUGGAAAUAUUUCAUUUUACACAUAAAUUUUCAGGUAUUCGUCCAUGCGUGUGUAAUUCACCUCAGGGUAAAGCUCAGAUGCUUCUUCUCCAUCUUCCCCAAUUUCAAAGUUUGUCAAACAACCCUCAUAGAAAAUAUGAUAGAAAUGUCCAAUUCCUACUUGAAGUUUAUAAUCCAACCCUGCAAAUCAAGUUCACAUAAACCAUAAAUCACUGACAGUAAUUGCUUACGACAAUAAUGUUGCUUUGUCUACAGAAACUUAAUUAGGACAAUUAAGUGAAUGUGUUACCUUUCAAUGUUGUGAGAAAGCCUUCAGGAGGUAUGUAUGUUUUCUCCAGUUCCCUUCCAAUUAGUUUCUCCCAAAUUCCAAUAAGUUCUCCUUGGGACAGAAUGUUUUCUUGUGGUCGAAGGUAUAUUGUUUUGUUUAAGGUUCGAGGAUCAUCUAUUGUCUUGAUUGUAUAUGUUGCAACAUCAUAUUCAUCCAAAAACACCGCUGCAAUCAUACAUAUAUGUAGAUGAAUAUUUCAUUAUUGACCGAAAAUGAAACACUAUCAGUUUGUUCAAA